Messenger RNA from Perognathus longimembris pacificus (Pacific pocket mouse), 4851 nucleotides. It is a transcript of the gene Rnf17, whose product is annotated as ring finger protein 17. The record is from RefSeq and is a predicted model, not a curated record. NCBI's taxonomy places the organism in Eukaryota, Metazoa, Chordata, Mammalia, Rodentia, Heteromyidae.
AUGGCGGCAGAAGGCUCGACUGCACGGCUUGCCUUGACUCCUUACCAGCAGGUUGGAUGUAAGAGUCCUCCGUGGGGUGCUGCUGAGAUCCAGUGCAUGGGGUGUGGAAGAAGGGUGUCCAGCGCUUCUGGUCGCCACUAUGUUCUUCAAUGUGGACAUGCAUUUUGUGAACUGUGCUUGUUAGUAACUGAAGAAUACAGCACAGUUAAAUGUCCCAAUUGUGAGGUUGCUACAACUGUAAAUAUAAGAAAAGGAUUCUACCCAACAGAUGGUUGUAGUAAAGAAGAUUCUCCUAUGAACAAAGUACAACUCAAAAUGAUAAAGAAUUGCUCUCCAGAUUUAAAAAAGGCAGAUGAUCAGCUAAAUAUUGGUUUAGAACAAUCAGCCUCCAUACACAGGAUGGUUUUGAAUUCAGCUAUGAUAUCGGAAACUAAAACUACAGAAGAAAUUGAUGAAGCACUGAAAAUAGCAGGCUGUAAUUUUGAACAAUUAAAUAUUUCUAUAAAAAUGCUUGAACAAACACAGAGCCAAACAAAGAAGGAGACAGAUCAUCUUAUAGAAGUUGUAGAGAAACAGUUUGAUAAGCUUUUUGCUUCUCUUGAGUCUAGGAAAAAGAAAUUGUGUGAAGAACUUGUAAGAAAUACAGAUGAUUAUUUGUCAAAUUUAGUAUUGACUAAAAACUACCUUGAAGAGAAAAAAAAUGACUUGGAUGCAGCUAUGAAAAUAGCAAGAGAAUUGAAAUCAGCACCUUCUCUGAGAACAUACUGUGACCUUACUCAGAUUAUUCGAACUCUGAAAUUAACAUUUGGCAGUGAAUUAUCACAAGUUAAUUAUCUUAAACCAAGGAGCCCUCCCAGGUUGAAUAUGAAUUGCAGUGAAAUUAUCUGCAUGUUCAGUAAUAUGGGAAAACUUGAAUUUGAGGCCCCAACAAAAAAUUAUCACCAAGAUAAUGAAGUUGGACAGAAUAUUCAAAAGAAAUAAAAUAAUAAAAUGGACCGUGGCACCUACUCAUCACUAGAAAAGGGGAAAAAAACUGACAUGUCUAUCCCUACCAGUGAUGCCUCUGCACUUCCUUUGCAAAUGGAGACCAGUGACAAAUAUUCAGAAGAGAAAAACAUUCCACCACAGGAAGAGAUGGUUACAGUGACGUCCCCCAAAAUGGUUCCUGUACUACCUCAAAUAGGAUCUACCCCUGAUGUGAUAAUUGAAGAAAUCAUUGAAGAAAAUGUAGAAUCCUUCAGUGAGUUCAUUUUUGUAAGCCAUGUAAUACACCCUUGCCACUUCUACGUUCGGAAGUAUUCACACAUAAAAGAUGCAACAGUACUGGAAAAGAAGGUGAAUCAAAUCUGCAAUACGAGUUUACACCUUGAUCUUUCUGAUACCUUGGAGCUAGGUGCAAGAAUAUUUGUCAACAGUAUUGAAAAUGGAAUGUGGUGUCGAGGAACUAUCACUGAAUUAAUUCCAAUAAAAAGUAAAAAUACUAGAAAACCUUGUAGUCCAACCAAGUUCUCAGUUCAUGAAGUUGCACUAAUACAAAUAUUCAUGGUAGAUUUUGGAAAUUCUGAAGUCCUAAUUGUCAGAGGAGUUGGUGAUACUUCUAUGAGACCAGAACACGUUACUGCACAGCAUGUUACAGUAAAUGAUUUGUGUCUGGCUCUAAGGAAAUACGAGCUGUAUAAUGAAGAGCUGUGGAAAGACAUCCCACCCUUAGCCCACGCAUGCUCCUUGAAAGAUAUUGUUCCACAUAAUUCAGAUGAAGGCUGGGAAGAGGAAGCAAAAGUAGAAUUUUUGAAAAUGGUAAAUAAUAAAGCUGUUUUAAUGAAAGUUUUUAGAGAAGAGGAUAAUGUGCUUAUUGUAGAUCUACAGAAACCGCCAACAAAUAAAAUAAGCAGUGAUAUGCCUAUAUCUCUUAGAGAUGCAUUGGUUUUUAUGGAACUAGCAAGGUUUAGGUCUCAAUCACCAGGAAGUCAUGAUGAAAAAAAUAUGGCUUUACCCUAUCACCCACCUAUCUUGCCUAAAGAAAUGACAGAUGUUUCUGUUAUGGUUUGUCAUAUAAAUAAUCCUGCAGAUUUCUAUCUCCAGUUGGUAGAGAAUUUCGAUUUUUUAUUUCUAUUAAAGACAAUUGAGGAAUUCUAUAAAGAUGAAGAUGGGGAAAGUCUGGAAAUUCUUUGUCCAGUUCAAGAUCAAGCCUGUGUAGCUAAAUUUGAAGAUGGAGUUUGGUACCGAGCGAAAGUUACUGGAUUGCCUGGACAUCGGGAAGUUGAAGUUAAAUAUGUGGACUUCGGGAAUACUGCAAAAAUAACAGUUAGAGAGAUGCGUAAAAUAAAGGAUGAGUUUUUGAAUACUCCAGAGAAGGCAAUUAAAUGUAAGCUGGCAUACAUUGAGCCAUAUAAAAGAACAUCACAGUGGUCCAAAAAAGCUAAAGAAAAAUUUGAAGAAAAGACUCAAGAUAAAUUCAUGACGUGCUCAGUUAUUAAAAUUCUGGAAGAUAAUGUGCUGUUAGUUGAACUUUUUAAUUCUUGCUGUGCUCCUGGAAUGAUUCCUACUAGCAUUAAUGACCAACUUGUCAAAGAAGGCCUAGCAUCUUAUGAAGCAGGUUAUACUCUCAAAGAUAACUCUAAAAAGCAUACUGAAGUGUGGGAUCCUUCUCCAGAAGAAAUUAUUUCAAAUGAAGUAAACAACUUAAAUCCCAUGCCUGUAAAAUCUCUACCUAAUGAAAAUUUCCAGUCAUUUUAUAAUAAGGAACUGCCUGUGCAUAUCUGUAAUGUAAUAUCUCCUGAGAAGAUUUAUGUUCAGUGGCUACUAACAGAAAACUUACUUAAUAGUUUAGAAGAAAAGAUGAUAGCUACUUACGAAAACUCAGAAUGGGAACCUACUAAAUGGGAAAGUGACAUGCACUGUGCUGUUAAGGUCCCAGAUAAAAAUCAGUGGCGAAGAGGCCAGAUCAUCCGAAUGGUUACAGACACACUGGUAGAGGUCUUACUGUAUGAUGUGGGCGUUGAACUAGUAGUGAAUAUUAACUGUUUAAGAGAACUUCAAGAAGAUCUAAAGACGAUGGGAAGAUUAUCUUUGGAGUGCUCUCUUGUUGAUAUAAGACCAGCUGGCGGGAGUGACAAGUGGACAGCUACAGCUUGUGACUGUCUUUCUUUGUACCUCACUGGAGCCAUAGCAACUAUAAUCUUACAGGUGGGCAGUAGGGAAAACCACAUAACAUGGCCAUUACCUGUGAAAAUUUACUGUAGAGAUGAAAAAGGAGAUCGAGUUGAUGUUUCUAAAUACUUGAUUAAAAAGGGUUUGGCUUUAAGAGAGAGAAGAACUAAUAAAUCAGAUCACAACCAUUCAUCUGAGAAGUCUCUAGAAAUGCCCCUGGAACAAGGAGACUUGGUCAUUACUGAGAGUCAUAAAAUUAACUUUGACACUGACAGAAAAGCUGCUGAUACAAUCAGUGAACCUAAGAUACCUGAAGUGAAAGAGAAAAUGCCAGAAACAAGAGUCACUGGAUGCUAUAAACCACCAGCUGUUCCUAACAUGCAAGUAUUUGAGGCGAUAGUCAGCUGCAUUGGUGAUGAUGGAACUAUAUUUGUGGUCCCUAAAUCAUCAGAAUUUGACCUAGUGAAAAUGAUGAAUGAAAUUCAAAGCAAUUUAAAGUGCCUUGGCCUUUUGGAGCCUUACUGCUGGAAGAAAGGAGAGCCGUGUGCGGUCCGAGGAUCAGAUACCAUGUGGUACCGAGGCAAGGUGGUGGAAGUUCUAGGCGGCACUGUCAGGGUACAAUACUUAGAUCAUGGAUUCACUGAGAAGAUUCCACAGUGUCAUCUUUAUCCUAUUUUGCUGUAUCCUGACACACCCCAGUUUUGUAUUCCUUGUCGACUCUUUCAGACUAUACCGGUUGGGAAUGUCUGGCAGCCUGAUGCAAUUGAGCUUCUUCAGGAACUACUUUCAAAGAGAGAGGUGGACAUCCAUGUUGUGGAAUUGCCUGAAACCCCCUGGAAGGAAUUGUCUAUUCAUCUCUAUUUUGAUGGAAUGUCACUUUCCCACUUCAUGGCACUUCAUAAGUACUGCACUUUUGAACAUUCAGAGGAGAUUUUUAAAGAAAAACCCACAGAUUACAAUACAAAGUAUGAGGAGGAAAAAUGGGAAAUAAAAUUUGAGGACCUGCUUUUGUCUGACAGAGAGGAUUCUGUUUUACAACCCUUCUCAUCCACAUCUCUGCCUCCCCCAGAAGAACUGUACCCUGUGCAAGUGACGCACGUCGUGUCGCCCAGUGAAGUAUAUAUUUGCCUGGAUUCUGUAGGAAAUUAUAAUCAGUUCAACCAUCGUAAUGACACAGGUGACAGCGGGGAAUUGAAAUCAGAGAGCCUGGAAGAAGCGCUGCAGAGGUUUAAUAAGACUGUGGAGACCUUUCCUCCUCUGACAGAUUUUAGAAUAGAAAUGCCUUGCCUUGCAAAAUAUACAGAUGGCUUAUGGUAUAGAGCAAAGAUUGUUUCCAUAAAGGAAUUUAAUCCUUUAUCUGUCCUGGUACAGUUUGUUGAUUAUGGAUCAACUGAAAAGCUGGCAGUAAAUAGAAUGCGUCAGAUUCCUCAUCAUCUUAUGCAGUACCCAGCACGAGCCAUAAAGGUUCUCUUGGCAGGAUUUAAGCCUCCUUUGAAGGACUCCGAGAAGACAAGAAUACCGUAUUGCCCCAAGUGGAGCAUGGAGGCGCUGUGGGCUAUGAUAGACUGUCUUCAAGGAAAACAGCUUUAUGCUUCUUCCAUGGCUCAAGCACCAGAACAAACGGUGACACUAUAUGAAGAUGAGCAGUACCCAGUUCAUCUGGCCCUAGUGGAAAUGGGGCUUGCAGACACGGAUGAAUGA